GGCUCUGGAAGACAUUGCUGCUUGCCACCUCCUUCUAAUGCAUUGAGGUCUCUCUCUUUGAUCUCUCCAUGUACUUCAGUUCUUGCUGGGUUCUGGGAAACCACUUCCCUCCUUUGCUUCCUCACAUUGCUAUAUCCCAGUGUCUGACACCAAAUCUCAGAGAGGCUGUUUCUCUUCUGUUCACCAGUCUGCCAUCUUCCCAGGAGCCUGUCAUGGCCUUUUAACACUUGUCCACAAUCUGUAACCCACUGUAACUAAUUGUUUAUUGUGUCCUCUGUUAAGGUCAGCCUCUCCUUAAGGAACAAAAGGGUUCAUUCCCUUCUCUUUCAACUCUAGUGCUUAACUGUUCCCUGCUCAAGGUGCCCAAUCAAUCCUUGUUGAAUGUGUGUAUAAUUGAACCCAUACACUAAAGCUGGGUCCUCCAUCAAAGAGGCUGAUGCAUAGAAGAUCCAUCAAAGUUCUCAGGUACCAAAACACUGUUCUAGAGUGGGAUGUGGGUGAUAUUUCAAUUCUGAAUCCCUCUCUAUUUUUCCCAGCCACUAUUCUCUUUCUUUCUCAUUUGUUAUUACUGUUUCUCUGGCUCUCUCUUUCUCCAUCUCUGUAUCUGUCUACACAGGAAGCAUGCAGCUUUAGGUCUAAGGUGAUCAGUAAUGGAAACAUUAAUGCCUGGGCAAAUUUAAUAAAAGAUCACAGACUUUUUCUGGGGUCAUUAUUUCUUGUGACUUUUCUUCCCCAAGUUUCUGCUUGAAUCUGAUUCUUCCUCUUUAUCUCUUUCUUGUCUCUAGCUCUAGAUUCCUGCCAGCACCCAGGACCAACUCCUCUUGCCCCUGGAUCUUCAGAUGGCCCCUACAAGCAGAUGGCCAGCAGGUGUCUCUGGCUGAAGGUGACAGGUUCCUACUGCUCCAAAAGACCAGUUGAGACUGGUGGUUGGCAAGGUACCUGGGAGCACACUCUACCUCUCCACCUGUCUUUGUCCCAGCUGCCUACGUGACAGAAGAAUCCAUCCCUUCCCAGGGUUAUUACCUCCAACCAAUUUUUCUGGACUCCCGGUGAGUAAGCCCUAAGCCCUCCCCUAUCACUUUCCUAUCUCCCUAGCUUUGGGGAAUUAUUGAGAGAACCCCUUUCCUCUUAGCAUCUGCUGACCCCCUCUCUUAUUUCCUUUGGAUCUACCUACCCUUCAUCCCCCAUCCCUGUAGUGAUGGUAACCCCAUUCCAUUGCCUCCCCCUCCGAGUUCCAAGCCUUCUGGGUCUCAUGUCAUUUCGCACAGCCUUCCUCUGACCUCCUUGAAGACCCAGGCAGGAUCACACCUCUGAUCACCUAUCACCCUCCCAUUUCUGUUUCUAGAGCCAAAGAUGUUUCGUAGCAUCUCGGAAGAGCUGAACCUGUCUCAGGCACACCAAGCUACAUCUGAGCAGCCUCCUCCCCUCCACGCCCCCAAAAUGAGUAGAAGUGUCAGUGUUGCCAGUUUGAGGCCCAGUCCUCUGAAGCCCCUCCAGGACAGGUCAAGUAGAAGAUCCCUCUCAGAGGAAGGUGUAUUGACAGAAGCCAGUACCAACAUGGCAAGACCCCAGCCUCUCAUGUCAGAGCCCCCUGUGUACAAUAACUUGGUGGACCUUCGCCGCUGUCCCCGAUCCCCUCCCUCAGACCCUGCAUGCCCCCUAUUGCAGAAGUUGGAUGCCUGGGAACAGCACCUGGACCCCAACUCUGGACGCUGCUUCUACAUAAACUCACUGACUGGCUGCAAGUCCUGGAAGCCUCCCCGCCGCAGUCGCACUCAAGACAAGAACCCUGGCUCCAUGGAGGGGACACAGACCCUGAAUAGGGACAUCAAUGUCCUGCAACCUCAGGCAAAGGGCUUGGGAGUUGACACAGGUACCCUGGAACUGCUUGACCCACAGGGUUCACCCUGCCGAGACCAAUGUAGCUCCCAGCUUGUUCCCUCAGACCAGCCUCCAGCCUUACAGCGCCCCCGAGGUCUGCCCCAGCUCCUGGAAGACCCCCAUGAAGUGGAAAAGUCGGGCCUGCUCAAUAUGACCAAAAUUGCCCAAGGGGGGCGCAAGCUCAGGAAGAACUGGGCCCCGGCUUGGGUGGUGUUGGCGGGUAACAGUCUGGUGUUCUACAGGGAGCCGCCGCCACCAACGGCGCCCUCCACUGGCUGGGCACCAGCGGGUAGCCGGCCGGAAAGUAGCGUGGACCUGCGCGGGGCAGCCCUGUCGCAUGGCCGCCACCUGUCCAGUCGCCGCAACGUCCUGCACAUCCGCACAGUCCCUGGCCACGAGUUCCUGCUGCAGUCGGAGCAGGAGAGUGAGCUGCGAGCCUGGCACCGUGCGCUGCAGGAGGUCAUCCAGCGGCUGGACCGGGAGAACCCCCUGGAGCUGCGUCUGUCUGGCUCUGGACCGGCAGAACUGGCUGAACUGAGCGCCGGGGAGGAUGAGGAAGAGGAGUUGGAGCCGGUGCCCAAACUGCUGCUGCGGUUCAGCAGCCGCCGCGGCUCCAGUCGGUGUCCUGAAGGCACUGAGCAGAACCGCGUGCGAAACAAGCUAAAGCGGCUAAUUGCCAAGAGACCUCCUUUGCAAAGCCUUCAGGAGCGGGGCCUGCUGCGAGAUCAAGUGUUCGGCUGCCAGUUGGAAUCACUGUGCCAGCGGGAAGGGAACACGGUGCCUAGCUUUGUGCGGCUCUGCAUUGCGGCUGUGGAUAAAAGAGGUCUAGAUGUUGAUGGCAUUUACAGGGUGAGCGGGAACUUGGCAGUAGUCCAAAAACUUCGCUUUCUGGUGGAUAGAGAGCGGGCAGUCACCUCUGAUGGGAGGUAUAUGUUCCCAGAACAGCCAGGACAAGAAGGCCGACUAGAUUUGGACAAUGCUGAAUGGGAUGAUAUUCAUGUGGUCACUGGAGCCCUGAAGCUUUUUCUCCGGGAGCUGCCCCAGCCUCUGGUGCCUUCACAGCUGCUGCCUCAUUUUCGUGCUGCCCUUGCACUCUCCAAAUCAGAGGAGCGCCUCUCUCAAAUACAAGGAUUAAUAGAGUCGAUGCCAAAGCCUAAUUGUGACACUCUAAGGCACCUCUUGGAGCAUUUAUGCAGGGUGAUAGAACACUCAGAUAAGAACCGUAUGACCCCCCACAAUCUGGGGAUUGUGUUUGGACCAACCCUGUGUCGGCCAGAGCAGGAGACAUCUGACCCAGCAGCUCACGCACUCUACCCUGGGCAGCUGGUCCAGCUGAUGCUCACUGACUUCACCAGCCUCUUCCCCUGACCCAGGAGAAGAGGAAACACUUUCAAAGGAUCUGUUGGGUGACUUUGGGGUGGGAA
This is a messenger RNA of Fukomys damarensis (Damara mole-rat), 3305 nucleotides long. It is a transcript of the gene Arhgap9, whose product is annotated as Rho GTPase activating protein 9. Bases 1354 to 3249 code for a protein of 631 amino acids. Gene Ontology annotation, biological process: signal transduction; regulation of GTPase activity. The record is from RefSeq and is a predicted model, not a curated record. NCBI's taxonomy places the organism in Eukaryota, Metazoa, Chordata, Mammalia, Rodentia, Bathyergidae. Gene Ontology annotation, cellular component: cytoplasm. Gene Ontology annotation, molecular function: protein binding. The transcript is spliced from 17 exons.